AUGGGAACGGUUCACGCUAAGGCUCAGCAGAAUGAAGGUUUUGGGCAGGUGGGAGGUGGGCUGUUGGGGUUGGAUGAGCCUCUUGAAUUUGAUGAGGAACCUAUAUCCAAACCCAGUAUCAAACUAAAUGGUGUGAGGGCUCGUGUGGAUCGAGUUCAUGUGGAUGGGCUGAAUCGUACCAAAGAUGACAUCAUACGUAGCGCCGUUGAUGAUCUGUUUCACGCAACCGACUUUGAAGAUGUUAUACUCCGGGCACAUAAGGUGCGACGCGCGUUAGAUGCGACAGGAUGCUUCCGAGAUAUAGGUGUUUACAUCGAUGUGUCGUCGGGACCUGGGGCCACGCCAGAAGGUCUCGAGGUGACAUUCCAAGUGAAAGAACUGUCCCGGAUCGUGGGAGGUAUAAACACCACUGUUAGCGAAAAUGAGGGCAACUUAGUGAUCGGUGUUAAGAUGCCAAACGUGGCGGGGCGUGGUGAACGCCUGCAGGCGGAAUACAGUGUGGGCAAUCGCAGUACGUCCAACUUCAGCGUCACCGCUGCCAAGCCUUUCCUUCGUAGCGCGCUAACACCAGUACUGUCUGCAUCGGUGUACCAGCAGAAUCACGAGUACCCAUGGUCCGGGUACCGGCUACUGGACCGAGGGCUGCUACUCGACUUGGCUUUCAACACAUCCCCCGCGACGAAACAUAAUCUCCAAUGGGAAGGCUUGGUGAGGGAGACGUCCGUGCUCAGCAAAAAUACCAGCUUCCGAGUGCGGGAGAGCAGCGGUCCGCAGAUGAAGUCUGUGCUACGGCACAUAUUGACGAUCGACCACCGCGACGAGCCCGUGUUCCCCAGCCGAGGUACCUGGCUGCAGUUCAGCAGUGCAGUGGCUGGACUGGGCGGAGGCGUAGCACACGUACGCACCGAACUACAAGCACAAGCCAACGCAACUUUACCCCAAGCCUCGAAUGUUGUGUUGCAGGGCACGUGCGCGGCGGGCGUGCUGCACGACGUGUUCGGCUCGGAGCUGGCGGACCGCUUCUUCCUGGGCGGGCCCGCCAGCCUGCGAGGCUUCGCGCAGCGCGGCGUGGGGCCUCGCGCUGACGGACUGGCGCUCGGCGGUACCAUGUACUGGGCGACUGGCUUGCACGUGUACGCACCGCUGCCGUUUGUAGCGGGCCGUGGAGGGCUGGCCGAACUGUUCCGAUCACACGUCUUCAUGAACGCAGGCUGUCUCGCUCAUCCAGAGGAGGGCGAGUCGAUAGUGUCCGCCCUGUCGGAGGCGUGCGUGGCGGGGGGCUGGGGGUGGCGCUGCGGCUGGGGCGCGUGGCGCGCGUCGAGCUCAACUACUGCGUGCCGCUGCGCGCCGCCGCGCGGGACGUCACUGCUCCGGGCCUGCAGUUAG
This is a messenger RNA of Parnassius apollo (apollo), 1386 nucleotides long. The record is from the annotation of a GenBank genome assembly. Lineage: Eukaryota; Metazoa; Arthropoda; Insecta; Lepidoptera; Papilionidae.